CCAGAAAGCCAACCGGUUGCCACACUUCUACCUGUAGAUUCGAUUUUAGAAGACAUGUCAGAUGACAGUGCAAAUCUUAGCUCUACGAAAGCGACUCAAGUCGAGAGUUUAAAAGGGCCCUGGCUUUGUCCAUGGGGUGCCACCGUGGUUGAUGAGGUAGCUCCAGCAUUUAAGUCAAUAUUGGAGGCAAGCUACGCAUCAUCUUCUAUUCCUAAAGAAGACACAACAGAGAGUAGAUGCCAGUGGUGGAAAAAGAGAAAGAAACUUGAUCAUCGCCUGGGAAUAUUUCUAAGGAAUAUAGAAGCUUCCUGGCUGGGUCCCUGGAGGUGUCUGCUUCUUGGAGAAUGGUCGAACUACAAAUUGCCUGACUCAGUGCAAAAAAAGCUGGUGAAUAAUCUCAAGUCCAAGUGCAAAAUGGAAGUAAAUGAGAUGCUUUUGAAAGUUAUUCUUGGUGGUGGUACGGAAAACUUAAAAGGAGAAGCAUGUGUUGCUCAGCUUUCUUUAAGAAAUGGUUGCUAUGUAGGUAGAGGGGGAUAUCUUUACGAAGAAGAUAACUGUAAAACUCCUACUGCUGCGUCUAAUAUAUCUGAAAGUAGGCAUGAAUUGGCCUUAAAACUGAUACAUGACGCAGCAGCCAAACUAGGGCAACAAGACGAACAAGAAAACAGAGAACCUAUCAUUCUUGUGUUAGAUCCGGAGGUUCAGGUUCGUCAAUUAUAUCCUUAUAAUUUUCCUGCACAUGAAUUAGAAAGUUUGACUGGAUGGUUUUAUCCAUCACGAUUCUUAAUGAAAAACAUAGAUCCUUUUCGUGAAGACUGCUGCUAA
Camelina sativa (false flax) is the source of this 825-nucleotide messenger RNA. The record is from RefSeq and is a predicted model, not a curated record. NCBI's taxonomy places the organism in Eukaryota, Viridiplantae, Streptophyta, Magnoliopsida, Brassicales, Brassicaceae.